Molecule: messenger RNA, 2885 nt
Organism: Aplysia californica (California sea hare)
Lineage: Eukaryota; Metazoa; Mollusca; Gastropoda; Aplysiida; Aplysiidae
Product: radial spoke head 10 homolog B
Exons: 20
Coding region: 112-2709 (865 amino acids)
Source: RefSeq, a predicted model, not a curated record
GGCCGGUGUUGGUUUGUCUUGGUUAUAAGGGCAGAAUAAUGUCCAAAGCUGUUUCAAAAAGCAACAACCCCCUGCCCUCAUUAAAAUAACCUAAAAUAAUUAAAAGUGGUAAUGAUUGGGUCAUAUACACAUAGUGAAAUAUUUGAGCUAUACCUUAAGUUAUAUACUCAAAUACUAUUCAUUAAAGGUUUAAAGUCAUUUUGCUCGCUCCUAAGGUUGUUUAUUCCGUUGUCAAACAUGGCGUCGAAAGAGAAGAAGAAGGGUGAGAAAAGGAGCGGUAAGAAAACAGAUGCUGAGGAGGAGAAAAAGGUAGAAACACCGGUCACGGACUGCGUGGAUACACCAUCAGAAGAUGCGACCAAUGCAGAACCCGCUGAGGAGCCUCCUCGAGAUCCAACACCAGAACCUACUUACGAUGAACCUGCACUUUCUGAGCUCAUUGUCGAAAGUUUUGAAGGUGAAAAGGUGAAGGGUCUGUAUGAGGGAGAAGGAGAAGCACAGUUCACUGGAGGCCACUAUUACAAGGGCAUGUUUUCUGAGGGCUGCAUGCAUGGAAAAGGAGUGUAUGUUUGGGCUAAUGGAACUCAAUAUGAGGGAGACUUUUUGAAGAAUCAAGUGACUGGCAAGGGAAUGUACACUUGGCCAAAUGGCAGCACAUAUGAGGGGGAUGUCUCAAACGGCAAGCGUCAUGGAUUUGGCACUUUCCGUAGUGCAGACAACAGGCUUUCCUACUCUGGAGACUGGGUCUUGGGGAAAAAACAAGGAAAAGGCCGUAUGGAUUAUGAUGCUGAAGGAAAGUCAUACUAUGAUGGUGAUUGGGUAAAUGGCAUCAAGCAUGGGUGGGGCACCCGUCAGUACCCAUCAGGCAACGUCUACCAUGGCAUGUGGUUUAACAAUGUCAGGCAUGGUGAAGGAACAAUGAAGUGGUUGGAUAGAGACCAGGUCUAUGCUGGACAGUGGGAGAAUGGCAUUCAGCAUGGUCUUGGUCAGCAUAUUUGGCUGUUGCGCAGAGUGACUAAAUCCCAGUAUCCUCUGAGGAACAUGUACGAUGGGGAACUGGUCAAUGGCCUUCGCCAUGGGACAGGUGUAUUCUACUAUGCCAAUGGUGCCAAAUAUGAGGGCUAUUGGAGAGACAACAUGAAGCAUGGACAGGGCAAAUUCACUUUCAAGAACGGCCGUAUCUAUGAAGGUCUCUUUGAGAAGGAUCACAUUGUAGAGUACCCAGAUUUCACCAUGGAUGGAUCUGCAUCUCCUGACAUGACCCAAAUCCGGACCAGGACCCCGGUGCCCACAGAUAAUGUGUCUGUCCACUCCAAUGAUAGCAAGAACACAGUCAGUCCGAGCUUCCAACUUGAGAUCCACACUCUUCUGGCCACACUACCUGCAGAUGAUGUGGAGCAUGAGGUCAGCCAGGUUCUCUACUCCAUCACACGCCAUGUGAGUGCCUUACGUCGCAUUUACACCUACUACAGUAUGCUUGGCUAUGAGGAGAGCCCAGACAACACAUUCAUUAUGAACAAGAUGCAGUUCUGGCGGUUCCUCAAAGAUAUCCACCUUCACCAUGACCGGCAUAUGCUCACAGACAUGGACAGAUUGAUUGGGGCCAAUUAUCACAAGUCUAACUAUGAGUUGCACAACCCAUAUGAAAAGAUUCUCCAAAGGCAAUUUGUCAACUAUCUGGUGAUCCUUGCUCAUCUUGUCUAUAAACAGGACUACAAGGAAAAGAAUGAAUCUGGCCCCAUCUUGGAAUACUGUUUCUCUCGCCUCAUCACUGAGAAGGUCCUGAGAUUUGCAUGCAUGGUGAAGAGUCCUAUUUAUUGUGAGACGCGUAGAGCCACAAAUGCGCUUGUACAUAUGGAUCAGGCUUAUGAAAUCUAUCAAGGCAUUAGUACCCUUCGGAAGCAUGCUCCGAGGGAACCGAUGCUGAAAAUGAGAAAUUUUAUGUUUUUGCUCAAGGAACUUGGUCUUGUGAAUCAGGACCUGACUCCAGCAAAGAUUCUGGAGGUUCUUGGCUCUGACAAUCCUGGAGUCAGUGAUGGGGAGGGUUGUUACAACCUAGAACUGGAGAUGACCUUUUUGGAGUUCUUCGAAGCUCUGGUUGGAUGUGCAGAAGUUUUUGUUACGGAGAAUGUGGUGAAGGAUCCUACAACUCCUCGGCCUAGCACUGCUAUGACACAUGAUCCCAGCAUGUACUCAGUGCCUGCUUCACCCUCUCGCAUGACCAGCCAGGGAGCUGGGGAGGAAGGGGCGGAGUCUGUGAGACAACAAACUCCAUUCCCACCAAGCACAAGCCCUGUACCUCAGUCACCUGUGAGAAAUGCCUCGUCUGUCGCUCUCACUAACAAGACAGGAGGGGAUGAGUCUAACAAAGCAGGAGAGGGAUCAACCAUGAACCUUCCGGGUGAUGCCCCGACAACCAAAUCCAGUCAACCUGGGAGUGUCCGACAAGAUUUGCCUGGCGAGAUGCAGAAGAGUGCAUCUUUCAUCAGUGCUCACACUGGUUCUGAGGAAAAUCAACCACUGAUGCAGAGCUCUGUGUCCCUUAUUGGGCCUGAUGGUCAGCCAAUCGAUAAUGAAGAAGAUUCCCAAAGCCCUGAGCAUCACAGCAAGUGUCACAGUGGUUCUGGUAUUUCUUACAUUUAUUGUUUUUGGGGUGCUUGUUUUUUAUUUUUUUUAUUUCAUCUUAAUGUUUUUGUUGUUUUGUUUUGAGUGUUGUGGCUUUGGUAAAUUGGGGGUGCGGACUUUGGCAUGUUUAAAGCUGUUGCUUACCUUUGUUUCAGUUGUCAAAUUACUUGUUUUGAAAAGGGCACCUGUCUUUCUCCGACUUUCUUUUAUUUCGGGAUGAUUAUGUGUAUGUAUGUGUGUGUGUGUGUGUGUGUGUGUGU